ACAACUCUCAGCCAUUUGGCACAGAGUUAUUAACAGUGGAUACCUCAAUGACAAGGUCUCCAGAAAGCAUUAUGGAUUUCACACAAGCUGACAGGCGGCAUUUAGACAAGAGCAAACAGGACACCAGCUCUUUAGAAAACACAGAUGAUGGCCUGAAAUAUGAUAGUGGGCGCGUAACUCACGACUUCAGCUGCAUCCACAGCAAAGAUCUGCUCCCUGCUGAAGACGGGGAGGAAGCAACCAAGCACUUCCUGCAGGAGCUUGUAAACAUAUUGCUGGCCUACAUCAGUAAAUCCCUGAAACGCAGCACAAAAGUUUUGGAUUUCCACUAUCCUCACCAGCUCAAUGAAGGUCUGGAGGGCUUCAGCCUGGAGCUUCCUGACCAGCCGGAUAAUCUGGAACAGCUGCUGGUGGACUGCAGGGACACACUGAAAUACGGCGUCAAAACAGGUCAUCCAAGAUUUUUUAACCAACUGUCAACUGGACUUGACAUCGUUGGUCUGGCAGGAGAAUGGUUGACAUCCACUGCAAAUACAAACAUGUUUACUUAUGAAAUAUCCCCAGUCUUCAUCCUAAUGGAGGAGGUAGUUCUCAGAAAAAUGCACACAAUUAUUGGAUGGCCAGAGGAAGAUGGAGAUGGCAUCUUUUGUCCUGGAGGCUCCAUGUCCAAUCUCUACAGUGUGUUGUUGGCUAGGUUUCAUCUCUUUCCGGCAGUGAAGACCCACGGGAUGUGUGCGAUCCCUCGCCUAGCGAUGUUCACCUCCGCGCACAGUCAUUAUUCAAUCAAGAAGUCUGCGGCUGUUCUCGGCAUCGGCACUGAAAAUGUGAUAGUCGUCAGAUGUGACGAAAGGGGGAAGAUGAUCUCAUCAGAACUCAACUCCAGCAUUGAGGAAGCAAAGUCGAAGGGCCUCGUCCCAUUCUAUGUCAACGCAACCGCCGGAACUACAGUCUAUGGAGCCUUUGACCCUUUGCAUAAAAUAGCAGAUAUUUGUGAGCACCAUGGCCUCUGGAUGCACGUAGAUGCUGCUUGGGGUGGAGGCUUGCUUCUAUCCAACAAACACCGCGUGAAACUGCACGGAAUUGAAAGAGCCCAUUCUGUGACCUGGAACCCACACAAGAUGAUGGGCGUUCCACUGCAAUGCUCCACCAUUCUAGUCAAGAGGAAGGGCCUCCUGCAGCAGUGUAAUCAGCUGUGUGCCGAAUAUCUCUUCCAACCUGACAAGCACUACGAAGUGUCCUACGACACUGGGGACAAAAGCAUUCAGUGCGGACGACACGUGGAUAUCUUUAAACUGUGGCUCAUGUGGAAGGCGAAGGGCUCCGAGGGUUUUGAAUCACAGGUCAACCACUGCCUGGAGAAUGCAGAGUAUCUUUACUACAAGCUGAAGAGAAGAACAGAUUUUCAGCUCGUCUUCAAGGGAAAACCUGAACACAGUAAUGUGUGCUUUUGGUAUCUCCCCAAACGAGUGCAAAACAUUCCUCUAGGCCCAGAGCGAGAGAAAGAACUUCAUAUGGUGGCUCCGAAGAUCAAGACAAAGAUGAUGGAGGAAGGAUUCACCAUGAUUGGCUAUCAGCCUUUGGAAGACAAAGUGAAUUUCUUCCGUUGCGUUUUCUCCAACCCAGCGACACAGAGGGAAGACGUCGACUUCCUGCUGGAUGAAAUCGUCCGUCUGGGCUGUGAACUCUAGGAAGACACAUUUCUUUUAAAAAAUCACUCUUUUUAUGUGUGAAAGUUAAUGUAUGUUAGAAAAAUAUUUAUUUAUUUAAGGCUGAUGCCAGUUGUUAUUGCAUAAUAAGAGUGUAGCAUUAACAUUUUACAAUUUAUUAAUGAGACCAGAUAACUCUAGAAAAAGACAAACCUGAGCAGUGAAAAUAUAUAUAGCAAAGCCAAAGUUUGUUUAUAACUGAAAAAAAUCUAAAUGUAGAGAUAUUUUUCAUACUUAAGUUAUUGGCAUAAAAGCUUAUGGGGGGAAUAUUCAACAUUUUUGAAGUGUCUCCAUUGACAUGAUGCAUCAAAAACUAGCACAUUUUAUUAAUACAUCUGCCAAUGUCCAUGUAUAAUAAGUAUGACACCAUCUUUCUAAAGUCAAUUUUUCCGCCUGUAUAAAUUUCAGGUGAACAUUCCCAUUUUGACCUCUGUAAAUAUACAUCCAUGACAUUCAUAUGUGCUUUCUUUCACCUGAAUAAAUAUGAUAAUAAUU
Molecule: messenger RNA, 2201 nt
Organism: Danio rerio (zebrafish)
Lineage: Eukaryota; Metazoa; Chordata; Actinopteri; Cypriniformes; Danionidae
Gene: gad3
Product: glutamate decarboxylase 3
Molecular function (GO): pyridoxal phosphate binding; carboxy-lyase activity; carbon-carbon lyase activity
Source: RefSeq, marked validated